UAUAUAGGCUUCGAACCUAGUGAAAUCCGUCUUCCAAUUGCAGAGGAGGAUAUACAAGAAUUUUGUAAAAUAAUAGCAGAUCAGGAGAAAAUGACAGAUAUUGUAACAGAUGAGUAUCGAUUUUUGCUACGCUAUGGGCAUAAUGAUUUAUCAGAAAAGGUAUUAGCUUAUAUUGAAAAAAGAUUCGAAGAAGUCCCACUAGUGCCAGUACUCAUACGGUAG
Dentiscutata heterogama is the source of this 222-nucleotide messenger RNA. Lineage: Eukaryota; Fungi; Glomeromycota; Glomeromycetes; Diversisporales; Gigasporaceae. The record is from the annotation of a GenBank genome assembly.